Molecule: messenger RNA, 5436 nt
Organism: Pseudonaja textilis
Lineage: Eukaryota; Metazoa; Chordata; Lepidosauria; Squamata; Elapidae
Gene: TMEM259
Product: transmembrane protein 259
Biological process (GO): response to endoplasmic reticulum stress; positive regulation of ERAD pathway
Cellular component (GO): endoplasmic reticulum
Source: RefSeq, a predicted model, not a curated record
GAAAGGGGAAGCGAGCUUGGCAUUAACAUGGCGGUGGACCGGGCGGACGUGAAGGUGGACUGAGAGGCGGAGGCCCAGAGGACGGGCCGGUUCCUGGGAACGCGGCCGAGCUUCCCUUUCUCUCCCCAGCGUCCCGUUUUUGCUUUGCGGGGCGCCGCUGCUUCGCCCGGCUUCCUCCAUACCGGGCUGAGUGAGGGCUCUUCCUCCUCUUCUUCCUCGCUCCUUCGAAGCUGUUUUUCCCUUCCUGGGGGCUGGAGGUGGAGGGGCUUCUCUCUCUCAAUAUCGGGCUUUCCCCCGUUUUCCUCCCUUCCCUUCAAGUUUGGAGGGCGGGCCUUCUCCCCCCCCCCAUUUAUCCUCUCGGAUUCUUCUGACGACCCCUUCCCCCCAAAUUAAGCGCCUCCGUUUGGAGGCUUGCCUCCCCCCACCUCCUUCCCCCUCCCGAGAAGAUUGCAAAGGGCUCUUCUUUGAUCUCCCCCCCCCAAAAAAUAUUUUGGGUCUUCUUUCUUCUUCUAUUUCCCCUUCUGCCCCAGAUUCCUCUGCUAGAAAUUGGUGAGGUUCACCAAAUCCCUCUUGUUUAAAUAAGGGGUCAUUGACGCUUCACACACACCCUAUGUCACCCCUUCAGAAAAAUAUCUCCCCUUCCCCUUAAAUUAUCCUGGCAAAGUUUCUCUUUCUGCCCAACGUAAUUCCUCCCUUUCCUCUUCCUUGUGAUAGCCUAUUCCCCUCUCUUGCUGAAUCCCUCUUCCGUCUCUUGAAUAGUCUGUCCACAAUAUCCCCACCUUUUUUUUCUUUGAAAUUUUGGGGGUUCUGGCAUCCCUGACAUAUUAAACCUUUAACUCCAUUUUGAUAGAUACACCUGUCUUUUUUCCCUGGGAGAGGCAGAUCUGCACACAGUUUUUUCUUUUCUUUUCUCCUGGCAGCUUCGUCGUCUCAUCCUAUUUGUCUUCUCUAAUCCUGAAGCAUUUUUAGGUUCUAUCUGAGGUUUGCCUUCCUACCACCCGGGAUCCUUAUAGGGGAUUUGGUUAGUUUGCCCUUCUGUUCAGCUCUUGCUGAGCGACUAACCCUUCCUUAAUUGUUUCCAAAUUGGUGCAUCUUUCAUGCCAAUCCCUUUAAGGACUAUUUGUUUUCUAACUCAGACCAUGGGCUACUUUGUUGUAGGGUAACUCUUUCCAGAGUUCUUUUUCCUUCCCUUGUGCCGGUUUGGGAGGUGAAUUCAUUGCUUAAGUUCUUUCUCCUAUUGGCAGAGUUGGUUAAUAUCUUGAAAUUAAAUUUAUAUGUGGGAUAUUGGAGUCAAACUCUUCUAAGAGAAGACUGCAGGAGAAGCCUCUGAAAGCAGCCCUGUCAACCCUCUGGGCACCUUCACCAACUCAGGAUGUCAGAGAAUCAGCCCAACAACACCCAUCAUCCAUUGAACAAUAAUGGGGUGGGUGGGCCCCCCGCUGGCAAUAACCGAGGGGUCCGCAAUCUCAACCAGAACCCUCUCAUCAAUGUUCGGGAUCGCCUCUUCCAUGCCCUUUUCUUCAAAAUGGCUGUCACCUAUGCCCGCCUCUUCCCACCGUCUUUCCGUCGCAUCUUUGAAUUCCUCAUGCUCCUUAAGGCUCUCUUUGUCCUCUUCAUUCUGGCAUACAUUCACAUCACCUUCUCCCGUUCCCCCAUCAACUGUCUGGAACACGUCCGGGAUAAAUGGCCACGGGACGGCAUCCUACGAGUUGAGAUCCAACGCAAUUCCAGCCGUAAUCCUGUUUUUCUCCAGUUCUGCGAGAGUGAGAGGUUUCCAGGCAUGAUGAUCGAGCCUGCUGUUGGGGAGGAGGAGGAAGAGGAGGAGGAGGAAGAAGAAAUGACGGUGGAGAUGUUUCAGAACAGCUCCAUCAAGUUUGAUCUGGAUAUUGAACCCAAGAUCUUCCACAAGGCAACUCGGCUGAGUAACGCCCAUGCUUUGUCCCCCAACGAAAGCCAAGAAUUCUCCUUCGGCAGUGAGCCAACCUCUAAAGGUAUGCAGCCUCUCAGCGAGACUGUGUCCGAAUUUGAGAUGCUAGCCAAAGCAGUGUGGCCGCAGGAAGAAUACAUUGUGGAAUAUUCCUUUGAGUACGGAUUCCUCCGAUUAUCCCAAAGCACCCGUCAACGUCUGAGCAUUCCCGUCAUGGUGGUGACUCUGGAUCCCACCCGGGACCAGUGCUUUGGAGACAGGUUCAGCCGCCUCUUAUUGGAUGAAUUCUUAGGAUACGAUGACAUUCUCAUGUCCAGUGUGAAAGCCUUGGCUGAAAAUGAGGAGAAUAAAGGUUUCCUUCGCAAUGUGGUGUCUGGGGAACACUAUCGUUUCAUCAGCAUGUGGAUGGCUAGGACGUCCUACGUUGCAGCCUUCGUCAUCAUGGUGAUCUUCACUCUCUCUGUUUCCAUGCUGUUGCGUUACUCACAUCACCAAAUCUUCGUUUUUAUCGUGGACCUGUUACAGAUGCUGGAAAUGAACAUGACAAUCGCCUUCCCCGCAGCUCCUUUGCUGACCGUCAUCUUGGCUUUAGUAGGCAUGGAGGCCAUCAUGUCCGAGUUCUUCAAUGACACCACCACGGCCUUCUAUAUCAUCCUCAUUGUGUGGUUGGCGGACCAGUACGAUGCAAUUUGCUGCCAUACCAACACAAGCAAGAGGCACUGGUUGAGGUUUUUCUACUUGUACCACUUUGCCUUCUAUGCCUACCAUUAUCGCUUCAAUGGGCAAUAUAGCAGUUUAGCCUUGGUGACUUCGUGGCUUUUCAUACAGCAUUCCAUGAUCUACUUCUUCCACCAUUACGAGUUGCCAGCCAUCCUCCAGCAGAUCCGCAUCCAGGAGAUGUUGCUCCAGAACCAGCAGGUGGGGACCCAGACCGCUCUCCAGGACAACCUCAACAACAACACAACCGUGGCGGCCACCAGUUCGGCCGACCAGCAGCCCCCCCUGGACGCCAGCACAGCCGGGGCAGGAGACGGCUCCCCAGUUUCUGGGGAAGGCCACGGCCCCCCGUCCUCCGGCGCUGGCGUCUCCCUCGGGAAUGACUUGAAUUGGGUGGCAGAGACAGCCGCUGUCAUCACAGAAGCCUCCUUUCUCUCCAACCUGGGCAGUUCCUUUCUGGACUCGGGGGCCACUCCGGCCGUUGUGACUAGCGGAGGGACUUUGCAGGACCUGGAGCCCGCCUCGAACCCGGCGACCCAAAGUUUGGUUAGUAGUAGUGACCGCACGGAAGUGAGCUCCGUCACGAUUGAGGGAAUGCCCACCGUUGGGACCUCUGUGACCAAUACACCUUCUCCCGCCACGGCCCAGUCAGAGCUGGAAGACGUUCCCCAGCCGCCAGAGAGUUCGGUAGGCCGAGCUGAGCCUCUGAAGACAGACUCCUCCCAAGGGUUGGCUUUAAGGGGACUCCUAAGUCAGGCCUCCGAAAGGCCUGCCGAGAGGGAUCCCACGCCGCUCCCCCCAGAAAAUAGGAUCUCCUGAUCCCACGAAGUCCCUGCUGCUUCUCCCGAACUCCUUCUGCCGCAGGAGACUGGGCGGCUUUCCGAUGGCAUCGAUUCGUUUUCCACACCGAGUUCCUCUUUUAGAGAAGAAAGAGGCAGAGUUAGAACAUAAGAUGAAGGGAAAGGCCUCGUUUUCUCCUGUCUUCCAAGUACCAGGAAAGGAAAUGGGGGCUGCGGGGGGAGGAGAAGCUGAAUAAAAAGAAGGGGGAAGCGAUUGUAGAUGUCGGUCCCUGCGUCGGAAUCAACUCUUUUUGAAAGAAGCGGCUUUCCGCAUCUCUGGUCAGUGAAUUGCGUUGAGCCCCAAUUUCUCAUCUCUGCCUCCACCCUCCGUUUCCCAGACUGCAUGGAAUCAUGAGGACUCCUUCUGAGUAUCUGCUGGAGAUCCUAAUUUGCAUUUAGAUCCUUGUCUGUUGGCAUUCAGUUUCGUCUUGAAAGGGUGCUUUAGAAGCGGGGGAGUGGGGAGGAGGAGAAAAAAAAGAAAGAAAGAACGGGUAUCAUGACAAAAGUUGUUUUUGUGGAUGCACCUUGGAAUUGGGUGGGGGAUUAUAAAGACCAGGAACCCCUGGUGUUGGUGAUUAUAAAGAGAAAUCGAUCCUUAAGCAGAAGGUGCAGCAUGGAAAGUUGGCAUGAACUGGCUCCGGAAUUAUCGACGGGAAUUGUUAUUUGAAGGGUCUUAAUACUUGAGUCCUAAAAAAAUAAUAAUUGGACUACAUCUGCUUAUGUACAAACACCAUGUUAAUUUCUCUCUCUCUUUUUUUUUCCCUAAAGAGGGUUGUAGGGGAUUAUUUAAAUAAUACAACAGGCUUGAGGGGGCCGGGACACAGUGUCUUACCCCAUUCCCCCACCCCAGUCCUUUGAACCCAGAUCUUUUUCUUCAAUAACUUGAGAGUCUAAGCGAUUCUCUCCUUUAAGGUGGGCCUGCCCCAAUGAAAAGUCUACAGCCUUCAGAUCGGUGGUUCUUUGCCUUUUACCUUCUCUUAAGUUAGCCUCCAGGUGGGAGGAGCCCAGUGAUGGGUUGAAAACAAAUGUGCAGGAACUCUGAGAUUGUGGGCCCUUUGCACUUGUGGGGAGGUGUGGCUGGAUGAACAGAGCCGUUCAGAAUUUGCUUCGGCUUACGACAGUUCUGAGUUGGUGCAAGUUAAACGCUUUCAAAGAAUUGAAAGGCAAAGAAUUGUUCUCUUUUUGAGUUGAAAGAGAGGAGCUAAUAAAAUAGCCACCGGGCAGGAUGCAUUAGAGCACGGUUUCUCAACCUUGGCCACUUUUUAAGACAGGUGGACUUCAACUCCCAGAAUUCCCCAGCCAGGGGAAUUCUAGGAAUUGAAGUCCACCUGUCUUAAAAAUUUGCCAAGGUUGAGAAAACAUUGCCUGAAGAGCCAGAGGAAUGGCUGAAAAGUAAUAUAUAUAUAUAUAUUUUUUUUGUCAAUUCAUCCAAAGAGUUCCCAUCCGCUGCUGCUUAUCCACUUAAAUGCGGAUGAUUGCAUUGUCUGGGUUGACCGGAUUUCAGCCACCGCAUCUUUCCAAUGUGACGCCUUUGACUAGCUAAUACUGAACUUCCUCCAAGGAGGAAGUUGCUUCCCCAGCAUGACUGCUUACCGGGAGGGGGGUCACACUUCUUUCUUUCCAGAAUGACGCUUCUCUUAUCGACUGGGAGCAGCCCGUUUCCAUAGUUGGCUUUGGAAUGGGGUUCCCGAGUGCCUUCUGUAGACUCCCCAAAUCUGGGAAGAGGGAGGAAUGAUUGGGGGGGGGGGGGGGGGGGAGGGAACUGCGGAGCCCCCCCCCCCCCCGAGUUUCUGACCCCCAUCACUCCCCUCUAUGACGUUCCGAGCAAGAAUCAAAUCUCUGGGACAGGCAACCUGGUGUUGGGCGCCACAAAGGAGAGAAGCUGAUGGCAGAUCAGUCCAGGGUGCAAGUGGUUUUGGUUUCCACUUGGUUUGGAGAUGGAAAAACCAAAAC